Molecule: messenger RNA, 6692 nt
Organism: Hippoglossus stenolepis (Pacific halibut)
Lineage: Eukaryota; Metazoa; Chordata; Actinopteri; Pleuronectiformes; Pleuronectidae
Gene: plppr4b
Product: phospholipid phosphatase-related protein type 4
Exons: 6
Coding region: 1-2463 (820 amino acids)
Biological process (GO): axonogenesis; phospholipid dephosphorylation; phospholipid metabolic process
Molecular function (GO): phosphatidate phosphatase activity
Source: RefSeq, a predicted model, not a curated record
AUGUCCACUUCGAUAGCUGCCAUCUCGCAAUACCCAGUCAGUCUGUACUUCCUGGAGUGGACGGAUGUGUUCAAGCCAGUGAAGUCGGGCUUUACCUGCCAUGACCGGAGUCUGAGUCUGCCCUACAUUGACCCCAACCAUGAGGUCAUCCCCCUGCUGAUGCUGCUCAGUUUGGCCUUCGCCGGACCCGCCAUCACGAUUAUGAUUGGAGAGGCCAUCCUGUUCUGCUGUCUGUCUCGGAGGAAGAGUGGUGCAGCGACAGAGGCCAACAUCAACGCUGCUGGAUGCAACUUCAACUCUUUCAUACGCAGAGCUGUCCGAUUUGUUGGUGUCCAUGCAUUUGGUCUUUGUGCCACGGCCCUCAUCACUGACAUCCUCCAACUGAUGACAGGCUACCCAACACCCUACUUCCUAACUGUGUGUAAACCCAAUUACACCACGCUGAACAUCAGCUGUGAACAGAAUCCCUAUGUCAUGGAGGAUAUCUGCUCAGGGGCUGACCCCACAGCCAUCAACCAGGGCAGAAAAUCCUUCCCGUCGCAGCACGCUACCCUUGCAUCCUUUGCCGCCGUUUAUGUGUCGAUGUACUUCAACAGCACUUUGACAGACUCAUCCAAGCUGCUCAAGCCCCUUUUGGUCUUCUCCUUCAUCAUCUGUGCCAUCAUCUGUGGUCUGACAAGGAUUAUUCAGUAUAAGAACCACGCUAUUGACGUCUACCUGGGCUUCCUGCUUGGAGGAGCUAUUGCUGUUUACCUGGGGUUGUAUGCAGUUGGAAAUUUUCAGCCUAGUGAGGAGGCCAGCAACAGUCCACCCCCACAGCUGCACCGACCUCCCUGCUCUUUGCCCCACAUAAGCCAGGAGGCGGUCCUCCACCACUUGCAAAUGAAAGCCAGCAUGGUUGGAGAGCAAGGCAUACCCACCUCCCACUCUGAGGGUCUCCUCCACCGAGGUCUUCAGCAACAGAGGCCUGAUGACAACCUUAAGCGUUCCAGUGCAGAUGUGGAAGUGAUCUCCCCCCAUAGCUCUCACAACAAAGAUGCCCUGGUGACCUUUAGCCACACCCUUCCACGAGUGCACACCCCCCAGGCCAUGGCAGCGUAUGAGGAAGCAGCCAGGCGUCAUGCAUCCACCCUCCACCAUGCCUCAAUGGACUCUAGCCGCUCAAAGCAGCUUCUAUCUCAAUGGAAAAGUAAGAACAACAACUACAAAUGCUCCUUGCAGGUGCCGGACUCCUUCUCGUCCUCUGUAGAUUCAUCAUCUGGUCAGUCCUCCCUGCAUCCACACCACCACGGCAGCAUGGAACUCCGAUCCAGCUCUGAGCCAUUGGCUAUGGGGCUGAAUGGAGGCUUUGAUAGUCAUGCAUACUUAUCCAAACUGGCCAGUGGUACUAGUACCACACUACCUAGUAACUGUAGUGGGAUCACCGGAGGGGCCAGGAUAGCCAUGCAAUCUAGACCUGGUUCUUCACAGCUGGUCCACAUACCAGAGGAAGCUCAUGAGAAUUACAACACCUCCUCCCUGAGAACACUGGGAGCUGGAGGAAAUGAGGGGAUGUCAACAGCAAAUAGCACAGUUCAGGCUAACUGGCAAAGGGCAGCAGAGAAGACAACAGCCUGUAGGACUAAUGAUAAUGGACAGAAUAUGCAGCCACGAAUCAUGCAAGUUAUUGCUAUGUCCAAGCAGCAGGGCCUACUACAGACCCAUUCCAAGAGCUUAGAUGAGAGUAGCAUGGGCUGCCCUACCACUGGGAGUUGCCAGGGCUCUAGUCGCUACAGGGUGUUAAAUGAUCAAGCACCUACUAGCACCACAGGGCCAAGCUCACUUUGUAGUACCACAGGCAGCAUUGCAGGGAGUAAUGGAGCAAUUGUCAGAGUAGAGGCCCACCCUGAAAACCACAGACCCGUGAUCCAAGCUCCAGCCACAGAUGGAAGUGGAUCAUGGAGGUGGCGGUCCCUGGACCAUGGAACUGGAGCGAGUGGAUGUGCAGGGACAAAUGCAGCAGGAGGGGGAUCCGCAGGAGGAGGUGGGAGUUUGAAGCAGUCCUAUGAUCUCAAUGAUCUAAAUAGAGACUCAGAGAGCUCUGACUCGAUACGUGAAGGGUCCAUUGACAGGAAGCAUGCCAAUCACAUUGUUACUACCACUGCCACUGUUAGCACCCCACCCAUAGUUACUGUUCACACCCAGAACACUGGCCAGUCAGAGCAGAGGGUCCACCCCCAGGGUGUGUCUACGAUUAGGGUCACUCCAGGGGAUGGUAGUGGUUCUGGAUCUGGAGGAGGUGGUGGCGGAGGAGGUGGUGGAGAGACCGCAUCAGAUACCCUCUCAAUCACCUCCAGUCGAGAGUCCACGCUCCAGAGAAAAGGCAAUAAUAUGAUCCUGAUUCCAGAAAGAUCCGACAGCCCUGAUAAUGCCCGGAAUAUUUUCUACAAGGGAACGUCAAUAACUCCUGUUUUCAAGGACUAAUGCAUAAUCUGACUCAAAACUUCUAAGAAGAUGUAGCGAAUAAUGCAACACAGUUGAUUUUCAGAGAACCCAUAACUGUGACAACAGUAAACCUGCCAUUGUGCAUAACAUUAUAACUUCAAAAGAAAAAUGUUUUAUUCAGCAUGAGAUUUUUGUACAUGUUUACACUAAAGCACAACCUUUUAAGUGUUGUAGAAAUAAUCACUGUGUACUUUUGUGGUCACUCCCAAGGAAACCUAUUGUAGUGUCGAUGCUGUGCCAGUGCUUUGGAGAGAGGAGAACCUUUUUUAAACAGUUCUGUAUGUUUGGGAUAUAAAUCAUCCCUAACAAAAGAAAAAAGUGAGUUGCACAGUAACAUUUGGACUGUAGCAAACUACUGCAAAAUAAUUGUAUGAUAGCUGUGAAACCAGUGUUUACUUCCCCGGGUGCUACACCAGAAAACACUAUUUACUAUACAGCAUACUACAUAAUUUGAGUAGAUAAAGAAUGAUUUAUUUUACAAAGACUGAAGAACUAUGAUAUUAAUGUGUGACAGAGAUAUGUUUUGUAUUUUGUCUCUUUUCUGUACAGAUAUCACAUACUCAAUACUGUUUUGAACCAUAAGUGUGCUUAGCAUUCCUUCUGUAGCUAUGAAGUCAAAUAGGCUGUGACUUGCACUGAAAUACACGUUUACUGUACCUUGUAGACCGUAAACCCUGACCUUAUUUUUACGUCCUGUACUUAGAUUUGGAUGCACAUGCCAGCCUCAUAUCUACAGCACCAAAACAGCAAAUCACCGGAAUAUUCUUUACACUGUAAAGAUAAUUAGUAUAUUUCCAAAACAUAAUGCAAUACUUGCCUUUAAGUUUGCCAGGUUGACAGGUAUUAAUGUUCAUACUUUGUAGCUUUCAAUGGAACACUUACAAUUAGCAGAAUAUCCUUACUGCUGUCAAAUCUGCAGCCUUGUGCUAACAGUAUCAGUUACAAAUUUGUUCAAGGAUGUCCAGGGUACAAGUAUAAAUACAAUGUCUUUUUGCAUAGACAUGCUUAGGUGAAUGGCAGUUGGACUUCUCCCAAGGCUGGGUUGGCACACAAUUCUCCCAUUUACAUUACACAAGAUGACUGCUGUGAACUAAAUAUAUUAUUAUAUAAAAUAUAUUCUCUUAUUUAACAAAGGCACAUUUGAAAACCAAUGUACAACAAAGUAGGAGGGAAGAACUGGCUGCAUUUUGGUAAAAAGUAUCCUUUGAUUGAACUUAAAACUUGCGCCACUAACAACUAGUGGAUGCUAAAUAUUAUGACCUUAAAACAUAUAUAUACAAUCAAUCAAUUUCAGUUAAAUUUAGCUUUUAUGGUGCCUUGCCUUGUUCUCAAUUAAACAAUUAGUUGUUUUUAAAUUUGCCAAGCUAUGGUUUGUUCCUCUUACUGACUUCCUCUCCAAAGCAAUAGCAGCAAAGGCUCAUGCGUAUCCUCAUAUUUAGAGCCGUAUGCCAUAUCAAAUCAAGAAAGUUGAAAAAAUUAAUACUGAUGGUCAAAUGCACCUUUCUCAGAGUAUUUGGUAGCUUCCCCUUUUUGGAUGAGGAUUAAGAAGCAGAAUGCUCUGUCAAGCAAUGUGCUCAACAUAGUAACAAUCAAACUUGUUUUGUCGUAGCCUACCUUUAUAAGCGCUACAUGUAGCAUUUUUCAACAAGAAUAUACAAUAUUGCUGUCAAAUUGUUAUACCUCAGUAUGAUGGUCAUUAUCAAAUGAAAACCUAUUCACAUCUUUAGCAGGUGAUCUUUGCUAUGUUUAGCACUACUUUCACGAUCUGUCAUAUACAUUGGAAGAACAGCCCUUUUUCCCAGUUUUGUGCUGUGAAGUAGUUUCCUUUUGUGCGAUUAAGUAACCAGCAGAUUUUCUACCAAAUCUCACCCAGUGUAUCAAAUGUACAUUGUAUACAGAGUAGUGAAUAGUAAGCAAAUGCUUAAGGUGGACUGUUUCUCAGUUAAGGAAUUACAACAGUGGUUAUUUACAGUGGUUUACAUUAUAGCGCAUAUCAUGAAUCUGUAUCUCAGUGGUUAAAUAAGCACCCACUAAAUAUGUCCAGGAUUGGCACUUGUGAAAAUAUUAUGCCAGAGUUAUUAUAUAAGAACAUUUGCCAAAGCUAGAAAUUUUCAAAGAAAUAUAUUAUAAAUCAUCAGAUGGAAUUUUCAGUAUUUGUAUUGCAAGCCUGCAUAAUAUUGUACAUGCUUUAUUAGAUUUAUUAACAGUUGCAUGGUCACUUUUCUAUAGUGCAUAUCAUAGGGUUUUUAUCAUAAAUGUGCAUUUAUUUUGAAUUUACAUAAGUGUUUAACAGUAUGUACUUGAUUUAAAGUAUGUGAUUCAUAGUGAGAGUUAGAUGACAAUCUUUUCUAUCUAAGUACUGUUGCCCUUAGAGUCGUUACAACAGGCUGGUUUCCUUAUUCACCCACUCUGCAUCAUACUCAGUGGAAAUUUGUAUAUAUUCUAACAAACAUGUAAAAAAAGCAGAAGUUUUACUCAAAAGUUCUCAAAAGAAAAUAUCUAUUUUUAAAGUAACCCAGAUAGAUUGAAUAUUUUAAAUAUAGUUUUUUGUUUCACUUAAGUGGUUGUAUUUGUUUGUUAGCUGCACCACAGAAUAGUGUAUUGUGCCCACUUUAAUCCCAAUGAUUAGGUAGAGCUACACUAGUUUGACUGCUCUCAGAAUGUCAAAAUAAUGUUUGCAACACGAUCUCAUGAAAGUUCAAUAUUAGCACAAGUUAACUACGAUUGUGGCAGUUGUGACAGCAGACACGCUUGACAGCUUUGCCCAUAAUAGGUCUACACUGUUGUACUGAGGCGUAUUGAAGAGAGACAAUUUUCCAAACUGUAAUAAUUUGUAUUUGAAUCUUUACUUGCAAAACCCCAUAAGGUCACAGUCCUACGUGCAUGUGUUUACCAAGGCUCAGUAAAAAGUGAUAAGUAUCUUUAGAAUUAACACCCUCUCACAAAGGAUAUUUUCCAGUGUAAUGCUAGAAGGAUAACAGUAAACUGAAUUCAAUAUAAUACCUCAAAAGACGUUUUUUUCAUUUGGCUAUAUUUUUCUAACAAAUAAAUCCCAGGAUAAGACCAAAAUCAACAUUACAUUAGUCUUUCUACACUUCCUGGCUUCCUUACUCCUAAAAACAGCUCAGAGAUAUGUUCUAACAGCUGGUUUCUGUAAUUUGUAGUAACUGACACUCAAGCAGGAGAUAACAAUUCAUUUACUGGGGGAUCUUUUUUGGCUGAAUACUACAUGUGAUGCUAAAAGUAAUUAUUUCGAGCUGUAGGACAAAGUGUUUGUGAAAUUUAGUCAAAAGAAGCUCGUGUGUGUGUGUACAUGCUUAUUAAGAAACAUGUUACCUAUGCUACAUUUUGGCUUAAUGACAACAGUGGAGCUUUAUGACACAGAUGUAUAAUAUGUGGGCUUUUGAUUGACACACAGUCCUUUCUAAUAGGACAUUUGACUGUACUUGGGAUUUGAAGACAAGGCAACUGAACUUAAGUACAAGAGCUCAUUUUCAAUCCCAGGAUACAUACAUAACUAUUAUUUCAGAAUGCCAUUUCUUACCAGCCUUUUUACAAAAAACAUAUCAAGAAGGCUGUAUUUCUACCCUUAUAUACGAUACAUCAUAUAUGUUGAAACCAGCCUGUAUGACAUUACCUAAUCAUAGCCAUUAGCCCACUACACGAUUAACUUAGCCGUUGUGAGGGUGCAAAAUUCUAGUUUUAUUCUUUAGAUUAAAGCCUUAACAUUGCCCAUAAUUCCUUUCAUAUGACAUAAAAAUAACAGAAUUCCCCAAACCACUUUCCCCCCCAGAGUAACAUAUCUAAAAUAUAAAAUAUAUUGGAUAUAAAGAAAAAAAACAACAUGAAUAUUCUAUGGCAUUAUUUUAAAUGAUUUGUCUGAUUUCGAGUCUGUCCCAAAGGUCUGUGAAAUCAAAGAGUGUAAAAUCACACAUGGUUAGAUAUGUAGAUCCAGUGGGUAAAACUGUGAAUGGAUGCUCUCUGCAUGUGUAGCCUCUUUUGUUGUCCCUGGAUGAAUAAUAAAUGUUUUCUGAUACUGUGAUCAGCUGUGUGAAUUUUAUGCAGCAAGAAAAACCUAUAAAAUAGCAAUGUGUUGGUUUUCGGAAGACAGUUGAACCUAGAAUUCACACUAGUAUUCAGAGCACGUUUAUCGGGGUAGAUGACAGUGCAUUGUCUAAGUGAUUGGAAUAAACAUGCUAUUGAAACCA